UGUGAUGCAUUUAUUCUCAGGCGGUCGUCAAGCCUCAGUGCAUCAAUGUAAUCCAUGAAAGAACUAAAGGGAAAGCUUGCUCUGGAGCUCGUCGACGCAAUGUUGGGCAAAUUCUUACUAGUGUAGAUGAAAGAGAUAUGAAACAAGAACUUGCUGCUGACCUUGAGUUGAUUCAGAUUAUGGACCGUUAUUUGGAAAAUUUAUCUGGUGGAGAGCUUCAGAGCUAUGUGAUUGUGGCAGAGUACGAUCUUAGUGUGCUUGAUUAUAUGUCCGACAUCAUAUGCUGCCUUUAUGGGAGACCUGGUAGAUAUGGGGACGUUACUCUUCCGUUCUCUGUCAGAGAAGGGAUUAAUAUUUUCCUCUCUGGAUUUGUGCCAACUGAAAGUUUCUGGUUUAGAGAUGAAUCUCUUACAUUGAACGUUGCAGAGACUCCACCAGAGGAAAGUGAAACAUGUGCAAGACACAAGUAUCCAAGCAUGACUAAGACUCUUGGAAACUUCAUGCUCAAGGUGGUGGAGGGUGAAUACACUGAUUCUCAAAUUAUUGUGCUGCUUGGAGAAAAUGGGACAGGAAAGUCAACCUUCCUACAGAUGCGGGCUGGCUUUUUGAAGCCUGAUUCAGUAGAAGGAUCUGAUGUGGAAAUUUCUGACUUGAAUGUCUCUUACAAGCCACAAAGAUUGACUUCUAAAAAUGAGUUUACCGUGAGAAUUAUGUUGGAUUUCAUAUGCCAUGAUUCGUACAUGGAUCCUCGGUUUGUAUCUGAAGUGAUGGAGCCUCUGUCGAUUCAAAAGUUGAUGGAUAAAGAGCUUGUGAAUCUUUCUUUUUGGAGAAUUACAGAGGGUUGCCUCACUCUUUGUCUUGGAAAGCCAGCUGAUAUAUAUGCGAUAGAUGAACCAAGUGCAUUUCUUGACUCAGAGCAGCGCAUCGUUGUUUCAAAAGUCAUAAAGAAAUUCAUACGUCAACGGAAGAAGACUGCAUUUAUUGCAGAGCAUGAUUUUAUCAUGGCAACAUACCUUGCUGAUAGGGUGAUUGUGUACGACGGAAAGCCAUCUGUUGGUUGCGUUACCAAUUCGCCUCAAUCACUAAUGACUGGAAUGAACCUCUUCUUAUCUCACCUGGAUUUCACAUUCAGUAAGGACCCAACAAGUUUGCUGCCUAGGAUCAACAAACUGGAGUCGAUCGAGGAUCGGGAGCAUAAGUCCUCUGGACCUCACUAUUAUAUGGAUGACUAACUUGAACCAUUAUGCUUCCUGGUUACCACAUUCCAAUGCUUUGGUUUAUUAUCAAACUCAAUGCUAAGACAAAAUAUCCAACAUCAUUUUAAGAUAUGAUAUAUAAAAUUCCGUAGAUGUCA
Salvia splendens (bonfire salvia) is the source of this 1354-nucleotide messenger RNA. Its product is annotated as ABC transporter E family member 2-like. Bases 138 to 1232 code for a protein of 364 amino acids. NCBI's taxonomy places the organism in Eukaryota, Viridiplantae, Streptophyta, Magnoliopsida, Lamiales, Lamiaceae. The record is from RefSeq and is a predicted model, not a curated record. Gene Ontology annotation, molecular function: ATP hydrolysis activity; ATP binding. The transcript has 6 exons.